GCGAGGGGAAAGGGUAUGAUUGUUGCAGAUUUCGCUCUUAGUCUCGUUGGGAUCCAAAGUGUUUGUUUCAAGUUGUUGCACGAGGAAAAUAUAGAUUAAAAAUGCCACAUCCUGUGACUCUUUACGGACCGUCACCUUGGGGCUUUAGAUUAGUAGGAGGCAAGGACUAUAGCCAACCCUUAACAAUUUCACGGGUUACUCCUGGCAGUAAGGCAUCCUCAGCAAAUCUGUGCCCUGGUGAUAUAAUUGUAGCUAUCAAUGAAGACAGUACGGAGAAUAUGAACCAUCUUGAUGCCCAGAACAAGAUCAAGGCCUGUACUGACCAGCUCACACUUUCCAUUAACAGGCAUGAAAACAAACCCUGGUCCCCAAAUGGUUUUGAGGACGUAAACGCUCAAUCUUUCAAAAGCAAUUUCCAAGCACCUCCACAGGACUGCAGACCCACGGGGAGUCCAAAUAACAGAAAGCCAACACCAUUUACAGUUGGUGCAAAUAUAAAUGAAACCAAACCGUUUGCAAGUACACAGUACAACACUCCUGCUGCAUUGUAUGCCAAUGACAACAUAGACCACACUCUGCCGGAACAAUUAAGUGGGCUUCACGUUGCCUCUCCACAGUACACUGAGCCAUCAAAGGUGUCUCCGAAAUUGUGGAAUGAAGUUGACACUGAAUCGGAUGUUUAUAAGAUGCUUCGGGAUGGCGAAGAGCCACCAUCAGAACCCAAGCAGUCAGGAUCUUUCAAGAUGCUGCAGGGCAUGUUGGAAGCUGAACAGACAGGUGACAAAAGUGAAAGGCCAGCUGCCAUCAAAAGUAUAAAAUCCCCUGUAUCAAAAUUCAGCAAUGCUCCACCUACACUACAGAAGUUACCACAGUGUACUAGAUGUGAGACCGGCAUAGUUGGUGCUGUUGUCAAGGCACGGGAAAAGCUAUAUCAUCCGGCAUGCUUCAUGUGUUCUGACUGUGGAUUAAAUCUAAAACAGAAAGGAUACUUCUUCAUUGAGGAGCAACUAUAUUGUGAGACCCACGCCAAAGCAAGAGUGCAGCCUCCAGAAGGUUAUGAAGUUGUGGCUGUAUAUCCCAACUCCAGGGUGUAAGCUGUUGCCUUCAGGAUCUCAUUGUAUUUAAAUACUUCUCUUUCUGCUCUAAGAUCUGGAUUCUAACUCUUAUGUGCCAUAAUUUAAAUUUGAGUUAGUGUUGAAGAAAUGGGUAGAAUCAAAAUGAUCCUACAUCCAGAAAUGAUAAAUCUGUCAAAUUGAGUUGAAUUAUAAAUGUUUACCAAGCAUUUUCAAGCAAUGGUAUUAAAUUAACUUGCAGUUGUCUGUGUCAGAUUUAUUUUUUGUAUGUUUUGACUGCCUGCUUCUCUUCUGUAAAUGAUAAUUUAUGCUAUAUUUGGAUAUCCAUUACUUGUGUUUAAUCAGACUGGGAAUUAAUGGAGCAUAUUAUAUGGUGGGGAGAACCUCAAUGGAACUCUCCAUCUUUCCAUUGGUGGUAGGAGAGGUGUGCUGAAGAUCAUCGUAUGACAAUCACUUGCAAAGUCUCCUGUAUUUUCUUUAACCUGAACACUUUAUUAACAGCAUUCCAAACUAAUAUUGUUUAUAUCAGCAAAACCUGCAUGAACUAAUAUUUGCACUCUGGUGACAAAAUGGGGCACAUUCAAAUUGUUCGUUGUCAAGAUGGCUUUUGUGAAAUUUAAUGAGAAUUUUUGGUCAUUUUUUUAAAAUUUUGAAAGCCAAAACACAUACAAAACUAUGGCACAGAAGCUGCUUAUCACUACUACUUCCAUUUCUUUCAGAACUUUUGACCUUUUUGCUUUCCUUUAAUAGCACAGUAACUUGUACAGAGCUAUUCUACUUAAAUUUGAAACCAGUAUAUAUAAGAAAAUCUUUCUGAAUGUACUUCUAGAUCUUACACGUUUACUGUAGGUGGAUACAAAGAAUUACUACGGCUUACAAUUAAGAUGACCAUGUUUUUUAUUUGUAGGGAAUGGUGUCUUUACCAUGUCAGAUUAUUAAUAGCUGUUAUUUCGGACAAGAAGCUAAUAUGUGCUGCUUUGUUUCAAUGCUGCCUUCCUUAAGGAACUAAUCACAUUUGAUGUUUUCCAGAUAAUAUAUUCCUGCUCUAUUAGGAAAUGAAUUUCAUCUUGUGUAGUAGAACAUUUUUUUUAACAUCUUUAUACCGAUAGAUUGUUACCCUUGGAUUAGUCUUUUUUAAAACAUGAUAUGUGUAUUACAGUGUUAAUAGACUUCUUUCAACCAGCUGUUAAUUCAGGCUGGUUUUGCAUUGCUUAUGAAAAAUCAAAAGGCAGAUCUAAACUGUGCUGAAAUAUCUAGCUUGUGUUGCAUAUUUUUGUAUUAAAUUAGUUGGAAAAUGGAACCUAACAUGAGUUUGACAUUAUGUAGGUUGCGGUAACUCGGAGCGUGUAUGUUGUAAAUGUAACUAUUUCGCCAGGGGAAUGGGAAUAUAAAACACUAGCGGCAUUACAGGGAAAUACUGCAACUUGUUCUGUACUGAAAUAUGUGUUCUUAAUUGUUUCCUUUUGCGCCACAUUAUUUACACCUGCUCACUCUGGAUGGCUGCCUCAUUGCACAUGUUGAAUAGCAAUAAAGGUUAUUAAUUGGCUGCUUGAAUUCAAGGCUGGAAGUACUUUUCAUUCAGAACAGGUGUUGAAGGUAGGCUGUGAGAAGUCAAAUUUGAUGGGACGCAGUAAGAAUCCUGGGUAAGUGGUUUCAGAUGCUGUUUUGAAAUGUCUGUGUAUUUUGGAAGCAUCUUGCAGUAAUUUCACUUGGAUAGGUGCAACAUUGUGGUAGUAAGGGUUGGUCAUACCAUAAGGAUAUGCUUGUUUGAAGAAAUGCAGCCCGUUUAUUGCUUCCAGAAGUACUAAGAAUAGGUUUUGAAUUUUAUUAUAAUGUGGUAAAAGAGUGUGACCUUUCUUGUUAUGGGGUUGGGAGGGAGAAGGAGGUAGAUGUGCAGGGCUAAAGGGCUACAUUUGUAACUAUUCUUACAUUUGCUGCCCAUUACAUUUGGACUUGGUUUCCCUGAUGGAAAGUUAAUAGUCAAACUUGUGGGUAAUGAUUGACAUUGUUAUUGAAUUGGAAUUAGAUUGUCCUAAUGGUUUCGGGAAAAGGAAUGGAACAUAUUCUGAUUGUAAUGGUUAUAAAACCAUAAGACAUAGGAGCAGAAUUAGGCAUUUUUACCCAUUGAGUCUGCCCUGCCAUUCAAUCAUGGCCAAUCCCUUUAUCCCCUCCUCAGCCUCAUAACCUUUGAUGUUGUGUCCAAUCAAGAACCUAUCAAUCUCUGCCUUAAGUGCACCCAAUGACCUGGCCUCCAUAGCUGUCUGUGGUAGCAAAUUGCAUCAUAUUGCCUGGUAGUUUGCCUAAAAGCACACUCCAUUGGAGGGUUUGUGAGUGAUAUAAUGGAAAUGUAUGGCACUGGGCUUGAGCUUAGUGGAGGUUUGUGUCCUUUAUGAUAUUGUACAUUUCUUAUUGUUUUUGCUGCAUGUUAUUUUGUCCUGCAAUAGUUAAUGGCAAGUAUUGGGGGGGGAGGGAGUGAUUUUGUUCAUGGGUAUGAAAACCUGUACCCAUAAUAAAAGAAAACUCUCUAUGUUAAGACUUUUUUGGAUGAAGGCACGUCAAAGUAUAAGUUGAUAAGGCAAAUUGUGCCCUACCUGUGGAUGGUAGAAUUUCAGAGACACGAGUCAUAUUGUGUGAAAUAAAAAUGUAAUGUAACAUUAUUUUUCCCAUUUUCACAGUAUUAUAGUGUGUGGGCUUUCUUUUUUUUAUAACCCAGGUCUUCUGUAUAGAGUAAACAAUUUUGAGGUGGUUUCUUGUUAACUGUGCCGGUCUUGGUAAUGUAGCAUCAAUGUGAUCAAUCCUCAUCUGUCAUCCUUUCCAUAGGUAUAUUGUUACAAGUCCCAUGGAUGUCAUAUAGGAACAACAAGCAAUAGGGUCAAAGCCAUAGCAAUUACCUCUGCCUAACACUGCUAAAUUGGUUAAUUGAGACCCAUCAGAACUGUUACAUUUUGGCCCAAAUAAGCAGCUGCCCCAAUUACCCAAAGUUUCUUGGAAAUAGAGGUAUAAAAAAGACAACCUGAGCAACAAAUUAUGUAUUUAAUUGAAAUACAGAACAAAUUAGAGCACUACCAAUACUAUUACAGUACUAUAAAACUGUAUUAGUUUCUAAGUUGUUGACAGAGGAAUUAAUCCAGUGUAAGCUACCAUGUUCUUUUGCUUGACUAUAAAUGAACAAAAUCAGUGUAGAUGCCUAGCGCAGAUAACAAACGGCUUUCACUCAAUGCUUUCGACGAUUGCAUCCUCCAAAUCUUCAUUUUCAUCAUAAUAUUCAAGAUGCUUGUCAAUACCCUCAAAUUCUUUGUAGUUCCCAACUUACAGAAGUAGUAAAGUGAUUUCAAUUUACCCCCGCCUGAAUGCUUGAAACCUCAAUGAGCAAAAUAGUUCUGAUUGUCUUUAUGCUAAUUUCUCACCAAAUGUCAGUAACAAAAAUCACUGCUUUUUGAACACAAACACAUGCAACUGAUGCCAUUUUAAAACUGUUCGCUCGAAUCCCGGUGUAAUGUCUAGCAGUAUGCAAGUGUAUGUGACUGACACUUGUUAGAAACUGUUCACCAACAGUGUCCUGUCACAAUUAGGCAGCAUAGUGUCCCAACUUAUCAAAUAGAAUUCUGGCAAUUUUCACGAUUACUUUUUGUUCUGUAAGAAUUGUCCCAAAUAAGCAGCUGACUCAAUUAAACACUCUAUUACAUUAUUUGUAAGCUGUCUCAUUAUUGUUCAUAUCAGAACAAUAAAUUCUGGCGUAUAGGAUCAAUUUGUAUAUUAUUUCCAUUGUUUUUGGGUUUUUUUUCCAGAAAAUGAAUGCUCUGUGUGGGGUUAAUGAAUUUCUAAAGCAAUACAAUAAAUUAAUUUAAAGUUCAACAAAUACGAGCAAACUUCAGUGCAAUGCACGUUAGUCAAUAAAUAAGUGAGGUGGCAGAAUAACUUUGUAUCUGAAAUGCAUAUUGAUGUAUUUCAGGAAUGGUUGUUUGGAUCACUAAACCACAUGUAACUUUUAUGAAAUAUGCAAUAGUAUCUUUGAUUUUAAGGAUCUAAGUAGCAUCUAAUUGUUUAACCAUUUUGGCUUGUCACUAACACUGACAAACUGUUUUAUUGACCAAAUUUGAAGCCCAGUAUAUAUUUUAUGCCAGGUACUCAUUUUAGAAUAUUGAGCAGUUCUGAAGUGUUGUCUAAAUAUAUAUUUUCAAUGCAUAUGCUUCUUGCAAAACCUUGGAAAAAUAAAAUACCUUUAAUGUGCUGGUUGCAUUCAACCAGUACAAUCCACCUUUUUACACAAUGAACAUAAUUUGUAUCUGUUAUCUACUUGGUUCCAACGUUUCUGUAAUGGCAAAAUUGGUGAUGUUCUCUGAAAACAAUUCUGUUUUGAUGGCCGAACACAUGCUAUUUGCUUUAAAUCAUUGUAAUAAGAAAUGGAUCUGUACAGCAAUGGUAGGUAAAUGGGAUCAAUAUUUUUCACAUGCUUGUCAAAAUUUGUAUUUAAUUCAUUCAUUUCAUUGGCUGGUCAGGUUCUAUUCUAAAUUUGAAUGGUGUUUUACUGUAUCCAAGGUUUUACCAGAAACAUGUUAAAGGUUGUUGAAGGCACUAAUGCUUGCUCUUUAUGUUCCCAUUCCCUUAGACUUUGAAUGUUAAAUCUGCUACGUAUUUUGGUACAUUUACAAUGUCAUCUGGUGACAUUCCUGAUUCAAUUUUAACUCUGUAGAUUAACUCUAUUACAAUCUUCCUCUGUAUUCAGUCUUAAGUAAUUGCAUAAUUACAACACUAAACACCACUAGAGAAUGCAAAUAAAGCCAUGAACUUGCA
Molecule: messenger RNA, 5867 nt
Organism: Hypanus sabinus (Atlantic stingray)
Lineage: Eukaryota; Metazoa; Chordata; Chondrichthyes; Myliobatiformes; Dasyatidae
Product: PDZ and LIM domain protein 4-like
Exons: 7
Coding region: 102-1094 (330 amino acids)
Biological process (GO): actin cytoskeleton organization; heart development; muscle structure development
Cellular component (GO): stress fiber; Z disc; adherens junction
Molecular function (GO): actin binding; muscle alpha-actinin binding
Source: RefSeq, a predicted model, not a curated record